CUAAAGGAAAUGGCCAAAGGGUGAAUAGAUGAAGAUAAGAGAAGCUGUGCCGGACUCAAGCGACAAAGUGGAGAUUAGCCUCUUCCCCCCGCCGUCGUCACAAGGAUGGGACCCAGACGGAAAAGUGUGAAGCCGUGCUCUGUGAGCAAGGAGAUUUCUGAGGCCGCAAAGUUAGAUGAACCAAAAGAUUACAUGAAUCAGCUUUCCCAUGAAGUACUGUGCCAUAUCUUUAGGUACCUCCCUCUGCAGGAUAUCAUGUGCAUGGAAUGCCUCUCACGGAAGCUGAAGGAGGCAGUGACUCUGUACUUGAGAGUCGUGAAGAUUGUUGACCUGUGUGCGGGUCACUGGUGGGAAUAUAUGCCGACAGGCUUCACAGAUUCCAGUUUCCUAACCCUGCUGAGGAAGAUGCCAGAUAUCGAGCAGCUGUAUGGCCUUCAUCCCAGAUACCUUGAGAGACGACGGGUCCGUGGCCACCAAGCCUUUAGCAUCCCUGGAGUCCUGGAAGCCCUGCAGGCAUGUCCUAACUUGCUGGGUGUCGAAACCUCACAUUUGGAGCUGGUGGAAGCCAUUUGGACGUACAUGCCUCAAGUGCACAUUUUGGGGAAGUUUCGAAAUCGUAAUGGGGCUUUUCCAAUCCCCCCUGAAAACAAGCUAAAAAUUCCCAUAGGUGCUAAGAUCCAAACUUUGCAUCUAGUGGGUGUGAACGUUCCCGAAAUUCCUUGUAUCCCAAUGCUGAGGCACCUUUAUUUGAAGUGGGUGAGACUCACCAAACCGCAGCCUUUUAAAGAUUUUCUUUGCAUCAGCUUACGUACUUUCGUCAUGAGGAACUGCGCAGGACCCACAAACUCGUUAAAGUACGUCCCAUUGGUGACAGGAUUAGCCUCCGCCCGAAACUUGGAGCAUUUAGAAUUGGUUCGAGUUCCCUUCCUGGGAGGGCUAAUCCAGCAUGUAGUUGAAGACAGCUGGAGAUCAGGUGGUUUUAGGAAUUUGCACACUAUUGUUUUAGGAGCAUGCAAGAAUGCUCUUGAAGUAGAUCUUGGCUACCUCAUCAUCACUGCUGCUCGAAGGUUACAUGAAGUGCGAAUACAACCUUCCCUAACCAAAGAUGGUGUUUUUUCUGCCUUGAAGAUGGCAGAAUUGGAGUUCCCACAGUUUGAAACCCUUCACCUGGGCUAUGUAGAUGAGUUUUUGCUACAGUGCAAAAUGGCUAACGCAGAUCUGGUAAAAUACGGUCUGGCUGAUGUGGUCGAAAACCCGGGUAUCAUCACUGAUAUCGGAAUGAAGGCUGUCAAUGAAGUCUUCUCCUGCAUCAAGUAUCUGGUCAUUUACAACUGCCCACAUCUUCACAAUCCAAAUAAUUGGAUUACAGACCACUCGAGAUGGUCCCGGUUGGUUGACCUCACUUUGGUACGGUGCCACGCAGUCAAACUAGAUUCCUUCAGCCAGUUCAUCGAAUUGCUGCCAAGCCUGGAGUUUAUCUCUCUGGACCAGAUGUUCCGGGAACCACCGAAAGGCUGUGCCCGGGUGGGUCUGAGUGCAGGCACGGGGAUUGGUGUUUCAUCAGCCCUUGUCAGCAAUCAGAACUCCAACAAUGACAAUGACAACAACCACCACCAGAACAACAACAAUCCUAACAUCCAUCCCAACAACCACCAGCAUCCAAAUGACCCGAAUGAGGAGAAUGAGAUGCGGCAGGAUGGACCGGCUGAGGAGCAGCAGAUUGCAGCCGAGGCAUUGAAUGAGAUGGAAGAAGUGGCCCAGGAAGAUGGCGAGGGCGUGGCAGAGAUUGGUAAUGAAGUUCCCACCCAUAGCCAGGCAGUUAUUCCCAUGGAUGUUGAUGAAGAACAAGCAGGACCGAGUGGCCUUCAACCUGUUGUUAAAACUGCCCCGAUUACUGUCCAUGAUUCAGACAGUGAAGAUGAGGAAGAGUGCGUGGAGGCCCCUGGAACCUGUAUUACCAACAGCAAUGCUGCAAGUUACUCUGACGGAGAAGAGAAACUCAGAGGACCAGUAGACACGAGGGAACUGUCAGUGAGUGGCAAAGGCAAAACUCCCCUGCGGAAGAGAUGCAGUUCCACUCAGGUGGGCCAGUUGAAGCAGUUCCCCACUGAGGAGAGCAGUUGCGAGAAGGGCUGUCAAGUCACCAGCGAGCAGAUAAAAGCCGACAUGAAAGCUGCCAACGAUAUGCCUGAAAGGAACAAAACUAAGGAGGUUUACCCCAGCUGCGGCAGCUCGACGAGCUCUGUGGGAAACUCCAACUCGUGCGGUGCCGCUCCUCAAAGCCCCGACUUGGUAAGGACCGCAGAGAGCAGUGCCAACGAGCCCAGGCCCGCAGCGGGGGCGUCCGGCCAGUGCGUCUGCCCCCUCACAGACGGCCCGGCCGCCGGGAACGAGAGAGGCGACCAAGUGAGGCGCGUCGUCCCCCACUGCCCCCGCGGUCCCUCUCGGGAAUCCCCGAGGAGAGCCGGCCGGACUUCCGACGAGGAGCGCCCUUCCACCAGCGGAGCCUGGGGGGUGAACGGUCCGGUCGGCGCGGGGUCCGAGCUGUCCCUGAGGACUCUGCCGCACUGUGAGGCCUCGGGCGUCACGGACGAGGAGAGGACGGGCGGGAGUGGCUGUGGGCCUGCGGGAGAGGAGGAGCCGACAGCGAGCUCUCCCACUGACAGCUGGGAAGUGGACUACGGCGACGACUUUCCCCGUAGGCCGCUAACCAGGGCCAGAAGCAAACUUUCCCACGUUCCCCUGGUGUCUGAAUCAGAGGUUAGCAAGCCAAAACCACGCCACAUACUGAAGCGGAAACGGACAGCCGACAAGUCCACCAGCACCAGCGAUCCCGUCAUUGAGGAUGACCAUGUGCAGGUUCUCAUCUUGAAAUCCAAAAAUCUCGUGGGGAUCACACUGACCAACUGCGGUAUAACAGACCUAGUACUGAAAGAUUGCCCCAAGAUGAUGUUCAUUCACGCUACACGAUGUCGCGUGUUGAAGCACUUAAAAGUAGAGAAUGCUCCGAUUGUAAAUCGAUUUGACUAUGCUCAGUGCAAGAAGUUAAAUAUGGAUCAAGUGCUAGAUCAGAUUUUGAGGAUGCCGCCCGAGAGGAACCGGAUCAUAUACCUUCGUCCAAUGCAGCAGGUCGAUACCCUGACUUUGGAGCAGAAGAUAUUUAGUGGCCCCUAUCCUUAUCACAUCUGCAUAAUCCACGAAUUCAGCAACCCUCCCAAUGUCCGGAACAAGGUGCGCAUUCGCAGCUGGAUGGACACAAUAGCAAACAUUAAUCAAGAGCUCAUAAAGUACGAGUUCUUCCCUGAAGCCACACGGAGUGAGGGAGACCUGAAAAAGUAUACCAAGUACCCUUGGGGAAGAGAUAUUUAUACAUUAGAAGGUGUGGUGGAUGGAGCCCCCUAUUCCAUGAUCACGGAUUUUCCCUGGCUGAGAUCACUGCGGACAGCAGAACCCAACAGCUACGCGAGAUACGAUUUUGAGGAUGAUGAGAGAACCACUAUCUACGCUCCGCGGCGGAAAGGACAGCUGUCUGCCGACAUCUGCAUGGAGACGAUAGGCGAGGAGAUCUCAGAGUUGCGUCAGAUGAAGAAAGGCGUGUUCCAGCGAGUGGUGGCUAUCUUCAUCCACUACUGCGACGUCAACGGGGAGCCCGUGGAGGAUGACUACAUCUGAUCGGGUCUUUCGGUUGGACUGCCAGUCCCGCCCUCGCUCUCCAGUUGUCCCCUCUGACAGCAAACAGGCAAGGACCCGUCAGCUCCCUUCGUGCACUGCAAAGUCGGGGGCCGCGCCAGGCCCUGGCUCGCUUCGGUGUAGAGUAUGUAGUAAAUGUAUAAGGAACCUGAAAAUUGUAUACAAAGAUUUGUACAUAGCGGAAAUAUACAAAAAAAAAAAAGAGAGAGAGAGAGAAGCUUCCUGAAGCUGAGACUUUAUAUCAUAUGUUUAUACAGUUUAAUUUAAAAAUCCAUUUUAAUGAAGGCAGGUAAUUUGGAAGCGUGGAAGCGAUUCUUUGUGUUUCUCGGCUCAUCGAGUUCAGAACCUUUCUUUGUGUUUGGUACCAAACGAAGUCCCAUUGGCUGUGUUCAGAGAACCAUCGGCGUCUCCUGAAAUCUGUGCCUUUUUCUUCUUGAGCAUCUGAGUCCAGUUCGAGUAAAUUUGUUGAACACAGUUUGUGUCUUGUGUGUAAUUUUUUUAAAAAGAAAUGCCAACUAAGGGAUGCUGCAAAAUAAAACAACAGAAUCUGAGAGGAUAGAACAAUGUGUCUUCUGUACAAAAUUGUAAUUACUAUUUUUUUUAACAAGCAUAACAAUUUCCACAUUUCUUAAAAUUAAGACAAAAAGCUUAUGGAUGGAAAUUCCAUGGGUUUGGAAAAAAAAAUGAAUUCCAAAGCAUUUUCUAGUUAUUUAUUUCCACAUUCAAUGGUGUAUCUGUUUUAUCUUGGAAUAUGAAA
Tachyglossus aculeatus (Australian echidna) is the source of this 4447-nucleotide messenger RNA. RefSeq names its product F-box protein 38 (gene FBXO38). Bases 106 to 3672 code for a protein of 1188 amino acids. The transcript has 22 exons. Gene Ontology annotation, biological process: protein K48-linked ubiquitination; SCF-dependent proteasomal ubiquitin-dependent protein catabolic process. Lineage: Eukaryota; Metazoa; Chordata; Mammalia; Monotremata; Tachyglossidae. Gene Ontology annotation, molecular function: protein binding. Gene Ontology annotation, cellular component: nucleus; cytoplasm. The record is from RefSeq and is a predicted model, not a curated record.